Messenger RNA from Hemiscyllium ocellatum (epaulette shark), 4896 nucleotides. Its product is annotated as disintegrin and metalloproteinase domain-containing protein 12-like. Gene Ontology annotation, biological process: proteolysis. The record is from RefSeq and is a predicted model, not a curated record. The transcript has 24 exons. Gene Ontology annotation, molecular function: metalloendopeptidase activity. Bases 632 to 3385 code for a protein of 917 amino acids. Lineage: Eukaryota; Metazoa; Chordata; Chondrichthyes; Orectolobiformes; Hemiscylliidae.
UUUCAGGCUGAAGGAAAAAGUCUCUCUCUUUCUGCUCAAAGAGCGGUUUAAGAGGACGUUUUAUUUUGAUUACGUCAGCAGGAUUGGCCCAUUCAUAUUUUCAAACUGAUCAUUGAAGUGGCCGGGCUUUAGGACCACGCGGAAACGUGCAUUUGUGGUCGGGCGGACAGCUUCCCUGGGAGGACAGAAGCUGCUAAAGUGGCAUUUUCAGAGCGGGGUUUCCCGUCUGGGUCUGGAGCACAUGAAUCGGGCAUCUGAGCCGUGUCCUGCUGCUUUGGGAACACAUGUCUCUCCAGCCCGUGUCCCAAGUGAACUUUGUGACAGUAACCGUGAUCCUGCCUAGUCUGGGAGGGCUGAAUGAGGCGAGUCACCCUCUGCCGGAAAUCUCCCACGUCCUGAUCUCGGCUCCCUCUAUAUUAUGGUGCUGAUCUCCCUCCUCCAGUCACAUGAAACGAUCGCAAAGUUAUCUCACAGUCUGCACAAGAUGACAAGAAGACUUGGACGCAGUGGUUUGGCAGCAAGGCUGCAAAUACUUUAUGUUCUGAUCAACGUAACCGAUGCCUUCGUAGCAUCGAACGAUGACUCUGCAAAUACAUUUCAUCCCUGAUUUUGAAAGCUUUCAGAUCUUUAAAUGGCACGCUAUGACUUAAACUGGUACCUGCUCCAACAUGGAAGUCGUUCAGAGCAAACUGGUAAUACAUUGUCCAGUAAACUCUCAUCGUCUAGGCAACAAGGCCAUCUAAAGCAGCUGCAACAAUAUGAACAAAUAGUUCCUUACCUCCUGGAUGGAGAUCACCAGAAACAAUCUAGCAACCUGCAUGGAAAGAGUCACCCGAAAUGGGCUAAGUUCCUAAUUGAAGCUGAAGGCAAACAGUUGGUCAUCGAACUUGAAAGAAAUGAUGUGCUUUUUGCUGAAAACUACACAGAGACACACUACCUGUUGGAUGGCAGUGCUGUCAUAAACACACAGAAUCAUACGGGUCACUGCUACUACCACGGUCACGUGCAAGGAUAUUCUCAAUCUAUUGUCAGCCUCAGCACUUGUUCUGGUCUCAGGGGAUUUGUUUCAUUUGAAAAUAAAAGUUAUAUAUUAGAACCCAUUGAAGGUGUCACCGAUAACACACACUUGAUCUACAGAGCGGAAAAUCUUAAAGGAAAUGUGGGUACUUGUGGACAGAACUUCAGAACAUCAGCUACAACUGUGGACGCUGACACUGAGUCCUUACAGAGGUCUUCUACAAGGCACAAAAGAGACAUAUCGAAGACCACUAAAUAUGUGGAACUUGUUAUUGUAGCAGACAAUCGAGAGUUUCAGAAACAAGGGAAGGAUUUGGAAAAGACUAAACAGAGACUGAUAGAAAUUGGCAAUUUUGUGGAUAAGUUUUACAGAUCUUUGAAUAUACGAGUUGCCCUUGUUGGAGUUGAAGUUUGGACUGACAUGGAUAAAUGUUCAAUAACUGGAGACCCAUUCGCCACACUCAAUGAAUUUCUUGACUGGAGGAAAAUGAAACUACUGUCCCGUAAACCACAUGACAAUGCCCAACUUGUGAGUGGGGUAUACUUCCAAGGAACUACAAUUGGAAUGGCACCUAUAAUGAGUAUGUGCACAGCUGAGCAGUCAGGAGGGAUUGUUAUGGAUCACUCAGACAAUCCUCUUGGAGCAGCAGUAACAAUGGCCCAUGAGCUGGGCCACAACUUCGGCAUGAAUCAUGAUACUCCUGAGCGUGGCUGUACCUGCAGGGCAACAUCGGAGAAAGGGGGCUGCAUUAUGACACCAUCCACAGGAUAUCCUUUUCCCACAGUAUUUAGCAGCUGUAGCAAGAAAGAUCUGGACAGUAGCCUGGAAAAGGGAGUUGGAAUGUGUCUCUUCAACAUGCCAGAAGUAAAAGAGCUCUAUGGUGGGCAGAAGUGUGGCAAUGGUUACGUGGAAGAAGGCGAGGAGUGUGACUGUGGUGAACUCGAAGAAUGUACCAACCCCUGCUGUAAUGCAAGUACCUGCACUCUGAAGCCUGAAGCAGUUUGUGCUCAUGGACUUUGCUGCAAAGAUUGCAAGCUGAAGCCACCAGGAACCCCUUGCAGAGAUUCCAGCAAUUCUUGUGAUCUGCCCGAAUUUUGCACUGGAACAAAUGCACAUUGUCCAGCCAAUGUGUAUCUGCACGAUGGGCAACCCUGUCAUAAGAAGGAUGGUUACUGUUACAAUGGGAUAUGUCAGACCCAUGAGCAACAGUGUAUUACUCUUUGGGGACCAGGUGCCAAACCUGCCCCUGGAAUCUGCUUUGAAAGAGUUAACUCAGCAGGUGACCCAUACGGUAAUUGUGGGAAGGACUCGACUGGUCUGUUUGCAAAGUGUGACAUCAGAGAUGCCCAAUGUGGAAAAAUACAAUGUCAGGGAGGAGCGAGCCGCCCUGUCAUUGGGACAAAUGCAGUCUCCAUUGAAACUAACAUCCCCUUGCAAGAAGGUGGAAAGAUCUUGUGCCGUGGCACACAUGUCUAUCUAGGGGAUGAUAUGCCUGAUCCAGGGCUUGUACUAACAGGCACCAAAUGUGGAGAGGGGAAGAUUUGCCUAAAUCGACAGUGCCAGAACAUCAGUGUCUUUGGAGUGAUAGAAUGUGCUUCAAAAUGUCAUGGCCAAGGGGUUUGCAACAACAAUAAAAACUGCCACUGUGACCAUGAUUGGGCUCCUCCAUAUUGUGAUAAACCUGGUUUAGGAGGGAGCAUAGACAGUGGACCCAUGAGGCUUGAAGAAAGUAACAGCCUAUUUGUAGGCAUACUAGUUACAAUCUUGAGUCUUAUUGCUGCGGGAGUGAUAAUGUGUUUCAAACGGAAGACAUUGCUUCAGCUGCUCUUCUCACAUAAAAUAACAACAGUUGAAAAGUUAAGGACUGUAGGUCCAACUAGAUCUUCAACCCCAAGCCAAUCCAGCAGUACCUACACAACUCCCAUCAAAAGACAAGCCAACAUUUACAAGCAGACAGACAAUCUGCAGUCAACCAGCUCAUUUACAUCCCCUACUACGCGAGAUCAAAGUGUGCGAGAACCACCUUGCUAUCAGCCGGUUCACAUUAGUAACCCUCUGCCGAAUUCAGUCGCAAGAGCAAAUUUGCACUUUUCCCUGACACCUCAGUGGGUGCUGCCCCCACUGAACCACAGCACGGAGUCUAAUUCAGGAGUACCAAGCAGACCAUUGCCAGCUAAACCCUCCUUCAGAAAUCCACAGGGUCCUUCUAUGCGUAGUCCUCCACAGAAACCUCUGCCAGCAAAUCCCAUAAACAGGCCAUCACAACUGGAUGCUCCCUUCAUACAACAUCCUGAGAUCCAGAUCAAACCUGUCAGACCAGCACCCAAGAAGCCUCAGCAGUACAGUAAAAUUAACCGACGAUGUUGACAUUGAAUGAUGAAAAGAAUUUACCUGCCAGCAACUGACCAAACACGUUUGCACUACAAGAGAAUUCUAAAUGGAGUUAGUCCUCUUAUUAACCAGCAUUGCAAGUAGGAAGUGUUCUUCUAUAUAUCCAUUUCUGUGCUAGCAUUUCUUGACUGGCAUGGGCAACAGAUAGCAAGGUAUAGGUGACUAUCAAGCUAUUCCUUUUACCCUAACUAGAAGAGAAAUAUUCUUUAUCUGCAUAUAGUUGAGAGAUGCUGGUACCUCAGUCUUUUAUACAUUGGAAGUGGUCCUGUCAUCCUCCUAUGAUUAAUAUCUCAUGGUACCACAAAGAACCGUAGCAAUAUGCCAUAGUGGCUUCAUUGUACUACAUCACUGGGUUUUUUUUACUGUACCAUUUGCUUCCACACUAAAGAUGCAUUUUAUUCCAUUUUUAACUAAUAUGCCAUCAAAGCAAUGUAUUUAAACAGUAAACACACCAAAAUAUAUCAGUGCCUUCACUGUAUAAACAAGAUACCAGAUGGACACAAUACCCUUGUGUACUAUGUCAUCAGAUCCAUUCAUUUUAUGGGUUGUAUGACUGAGGGCCAUGAAUGGCUCUUGUAAAAUCAAUCAAAUUUUUGUAUGACUUUAGAAAUCACAUGAUUAGGCAUUUUAAUUUAACAGAAGUGCUAAAUAUGUUAAUAGUGAUUGAUCAACUGUUUGAAAUGCGUUCUUAUACUGUAAAUAAGAGGUAAACUCACACCACUAAGGGUUGUGAUAAAAUUAGUUGGUGCUUAACAUAUUUUGUGUACUAUAAUAGAACUGAUAGAUGAAGGAAUUCUGAGCUCCUGUUUUUGGUGCUGUGGCUCCUUAUGGUGCUGUGUACUUGCUCAGGUACGUGUAAAUUAUUAAUUUAUGUUGAAUAUUUAUUACAAUGCAGUGCACUGUGGUAGACACUUUUACAGUAGCUGAAUUUUCUUAAAGGAAAAUUUCUCUGAGUGUCAUAAUUGUGAUCAUUUUCAGUGAAAAAAAAUUCUGCUUAAUUGCAACUAAGCAGAAUAAAUGUAUUGCUCUAAAGUUACUAGGGCACCAAUAAACACAAUGUGCUAUUAUUUUAAACAGAUGGAAUUAGAAUAAAUCAGAUUGGGAUGAGGAAAUUCAGCACAGAUUGGAUUGAUUCACAGAAUUCAUCAAAAAUCAAAUCACUGCAUUGUUUCCUUUUCAGGUCAACCAUUUUGUAAAAUGAUUUUUAAAAAUUCCAAACUUGUUAUUAGUGUCUCUAGUUUAUUGAUUAAACUAUACUCACAUUUUUGUAGCAUUUACAUAUACUAGAAGGUCAGCUAGCCACUCAGAGCUCUUUUUUUUAAAUGAAAUGUAUGUAACAUUCCAUUUAAGCUAGUUCAAGUUUGUUGUGCAUUUUAGGUUUUACAGGGAAACAAUUUCCACAUUUUGUUUUCCUCUGCUGUUGAUUCAAGGUUAUGCUUGUGAACUGUCCAUUAUUCACUAAACUUGGUGUUCAAAUAAUUCCCUUU